Messenger RNA from Dermacentor andersoni, 825 nucleotides. NCBI's taxonomy places the organism in Eukaryota, Metazoa, Arthropoda, Arachnida, Ixodida, Ixodidae. The record is from RefSeq and is a predicted model, not a curated record.
AUGGUUGUGCGGUUUCUGAGUUUAGAAGAAAACAGGAUUGCAACCACCCUUCUUGAUCUCGUAGAGCUGUCUGAUGGAACGGCAGAAACGCUUCACGACGCGGCAUUGAAGACGUUGGACAAGCACGGCCUAUCGAUCAAGAACUGUCUCGGACUCUGCACCGAUGGUGCAAAUGCCAUGUGCGGCAAACACAAUUCUCUGUUCAGUCGUCUUAGUGAGGACAACAAAGACUUGAUUCUGAUCAAAUGCUCUUGCCACAGCCUGGACCUUGUGGCAUCCAAGUCGAUGGAGGCGAUUCCUUCUGCGGUUGAGCACUUAGUGCGAGAAACCUACAACUACUUUGCACACAGCAGCUGCUGGCAAGAUGCUUAUAAGAGACUGUAUGCCAGUAUGACAGUGGAAGAUGAAAGUGCAAAUCCACCGCCCAAGAUUCUGUCGCUUUCGCAGACGAGAUGGCUUGCUAUUGCAGACUCUAUAGAAAGAAUUUUGGCGCAGUACCAGUCUCUCGAAGAGUUUUUUGAGAAAGCAGAAGAUCGCAGCUACAACGUGCGCAUUUUACGAGAGAUGCUGGACUGUGCAAAGUCCGCCAAGGAGCGCCGGCUCCUGGCGGAUCGGUUUGCCCUCGACGUCGCGUUGGAAGCCAUGCAGGCAAGUUCGUUGCAGGACCCCACUGAGUCGCCGCUGCAACUCAAGUCGCUCAAGAGACUGACCGAGGUGCAGACAUUCUAUGUCAGCUACUGCAGUCACUUCUGCGGAGAGCCCCGCGGCCAAGUGAUGUGCAACCUGGCCACGAACGGCUCUGAAUUUAGCAGCACAUUCAGAUGA